AUGGCUUGGAUUUUUCAAACCUUUUUUUUCAUUCUGUUAUUUUCUUCAGUAUGUAGCGCUUGCAACAAGGAAAUCUAUGAAGGAUUGGAUAUGCAAGGUACAACUUACAAUGUAACCACUGAAGCCAGUUAUCAGCAUUGCCAACGAAGAUGCACCAAUGAGAUUCACUGCCAAUUUUUCACAUAUGCCUCGUCAUUAAAUCAAGCAGCAGACCUUCGCAAAAAAUGCUUCCUGAAGCAUAGCACCACAGGAACACCAGCCCAAAUAAAAGUGCUUAGCAAUGUUAUAUCAGGAUUCUCAUUAAAAACUUGUCAACUUGCUGAAACAGACUGCCGUUUGGACAUUUUUCAACAUCAGAUGUUUUCUGGAACUUCCAUUGAGAGGGUUUUUGCCCCUGAUGUUUUUGUAUGUAGAACAAUUUGUACGUACCAACCCAACUGUGUAUUUUUUACCUUUUACAGCAGUGAGUGGCAGGCAAAAAACCAAAGGUAUAUUUGUCUCAUGAUGACAUCAAAAAGUGGAAUACCAGAUGGUUUCAUAGAGGCAAAAAAUGUUUUGUCUGGCUUUACUCUCAUAAACUGCCGGAAAAUUAUACCUGCCUGUCAUUCUCAGAUUUAUCCCAAUUUAAACUUUCUGGGGACGGACCUGAAUGUGGAGUAUGUCGAUGGGCCGAAGGCAUGUCAGAAACUUUGUACAGACACUGUCCGGUGUCAAUUUUUUACCUAUUUUCCAAGCCAAGCUUCUUGUAACAGAGAACGUAACUGCAAAUGCUACUUAAGAAUGUCAACUCAUGGGUCUCCGCACAGAAUAGUUUCUGAGAAUGAAAAGGUUUCCGGCUACUCUUUGAGACUUUGUCAAGUGAAAGAAAGCCCUGUAUGUGUGCAGAAACCUUUAUUGCACUCGAGGGUUGUUGGAGGAACAAAUUCUAGUCUUGGAGAAUGGCCCUGGCAAGUCAGCUUGCAUGUGAAGCUAUCAAUCCAGAAGCAUCAUUGUGGUGGAUCGAUUAUCAGUGAUCGAUGGAUAUUGACCGCUGCUCACUGCACAGAAGACCUUCUGAUACCUGAUGUUUGGCGGGUCUAUAGUGGAAUUCUGAAGCAGUCAGAGAUAAACGAAACUACCCCCUUCUUCAAAGUGCAAGAGAUUAUUGUUCACCCUGAGUAUGAGAUUUCAGAAGAAGGAUAUGACAUUGCUUUGAUGAAACUUGACAGACCCAUGAGUUUUAGUGAUUUACAGCAACCUCUCUGCCUGCCAGCCAAUGAAGACACAAAGGAGAACAUGGGAUAUACCAAUUGUUGGGUGACUGGAUGGGGUUACACCAAAGAGAGAGGUGAAAUACAAGAUGUUCUACAAAAGGUGAAUAUCCCCCUAAUAACAAAUGCAGAGUGUCAGUUGCGAUACAGAGACUUCACAAUACACAAUAAGAUGGUUUGUGCUGGCUACAGUGAAGGUGGAAAAGAUGCUUGUAAGGGAGAUUCAGGUGGACCUCUGUCAUGUAAGCACAAGGAAACCUGGUAUCUAGUUGGUAUCACCAGCUGGGGUGAGGGAUGUGCCCGUCCAGAACACCCGGGAGUUUACACCAAUGUGGCUGAGUUUGUGGAGUGGAUUCUAGAAAAAAUUUCAUAG
Molecule: messenger RNA, 1623 nt
Organism: Euleptes europaea (tarantolino)
Lineage: Eukaryota; Metazoa; Chordata; Lepidosauria; Squamata; Sphaerodactylidae
Gene: KLKB1
Product: kallikrein B1
Exons: 12
Coding region: 1-1623 (540 amino acids)
Biological process (GO): proteolysis
Cellular component (GO): extracellular region
Molecular function (GO): serine-type endopeptidase activity; protein binding
Source: RefSeq, a predicted model, not a curated record